This is a messenger RNA of Paramecium tetraurelia, 1104 nucleotides long. RefSeq lists its product as uncharacterized. Lineage: Eukaryota; Ciliophora; Oligohymenophorea; Peniculida; Parameciidae. The transcript is spliced from 2 exons. The record is from RefSeq and is a predicted model, not a curated record.
AUGUAAGCUUAAUAUCCAGCAGUGGUAAUAGAUAAUGGUUCUGGUUAUUGUAAAAUAGGUAUAGCGGGAGAUGAUGCUCCAACAAGUUGUUUUCCAGCUAUUGUUGGAAGAUCAAAGUAAAACGAUGAGUAUUAUGUGGGAGAAGAAGCAUAAGCAAAAAGAGGAGUUUUAGCAAUAAAAGAACCAAUUCAAAAUGGAAUAAUAAAUAGUUGGGAUGAUAUAGAAAUAAUUUGGCAUCAUGCCUUUUACAAUGAAUUAUGCAUGUCUCCUGAGGAUUAACCUGUUUUUAUGACUGAUGCUCCGAUGAAUUCUAAAUUUAAUAGAGAAAGAAUGACUUAGAUAAUGUUUGAAACUUUUAAUACGCCAUGCUUAUAUAUUUCCAAUGAAGCUGUUUUAUCCCUUUAUACAUCUGGCAAAACUAUUGGUUUGGUAGUUGAUUCAGGAGAAGGAGUAACUCAUUGCGUACCUGUUUUUGAAGGUCAUUAAAUACCUCAAGCUAUUACUAAAAUAAAUUUGGCAGGAAGAUUAUGCACUGAUUAUUUAACGCAAAUACUCUAGGAAUUGGGAUAUUCAUUAACAGAACCACAUCAAAGGAUUAUAGUUAAAAAUAUUAAGGAGAGGCUUUGUUACACAGCAUUAGAUCCACAAGAUGAGAAGAGAAUUUAUAAAGAAAGUAAUUCUCAAGAUAGUCCUUAUAAAUUACCUGAUGGGAAUAUUUUAACAAUUAAAAGCCAGAAAUUUAGAUGUUCCGAAAUUUUAUUUUAGCCUAAAUUGAUAGGAUUGGAAGUAGCAGGAAUUCAUCACUUAGCAUAUUCUUCUAUUAAGAAGUGUGAUCUUGAUCUUAGGUAAGAACUAUGCAGAAAUAUUGUUUUAUCUGGAGGAACCACUCUUUUUCCAGGAAUCGCAAACAGAUUAAGUAAUGAAUUGACUAACUUGGUACCAUCUUAAUUGAAGAUUUAAGUUGCAGCUCCACCUGACAGGAGAUUUUCAGCUUGGAUUGGAGGGUCUAUCUAAUGUACACUAUCUACAUAGUAACCUUAAUGGAUUAAAAGAUAAGAAUAUGAUGAAUAAGGUCCAUCUAUUGUUCACAGAAAAUGUUUCUGA